UCUUUAUUAAUAGCGUUUGAGUCAACGUGCGCAUACAAUUCGUAAACGUUUUACAAUAAGACAUAAGAUUAUUUCCGAGACAUACUUAAUAUUUUGUUGUUAGUUUUUUUAGUUGUCAGUUUAUAACAUUAUCAAAUUGUGUUUAAACACGCCAUUGUUGCCAUUAAACCGUGGAACGAAUCAUGUCGGAUUCAAGUGACGACAACCAAAAGCCCCAGAUCUUGACAGCUGAGUACAAAGAUGGACAAUUACAGAUUGUUGAGGUCACCCCGUUCGACCGUGACAGGACUGAGAGCCUCACGGAGCUGUCUUGUAGUGGCUCGUCGAAGCAAUACAUGCAGGUCAUAGAUGGUGAUAAAGGCCUUGUACAAUUUGAUCUGCUAAAUUUAACUCUUGUCAGAUCUCAAGAUGGUGAAGAAUCUUAUCAGCUGCUCGCCAACGACUGCGAAGGCGAGGGUAGCGAGAAUGCUGUCACCUGUGUCCUACAGACAAGCGAUACUGAAGAUCGCGAUAACCAAGAGUACGUUAUGGUGGACAGCGACAACGGUCAGGGUCCGUUGUUCUUCCUGCAGUCUGCUCUGCCCCAGGUCAACUCGCAGCAGAAAAAGGACGAGACACAAGUGGUGCAUGUUACACAAAAGAAGGUGCCGUCUGCCACCGAGAUAUUGGAAAAGGCUAAAGCAUUACAGAAAGUCAAGGCCACCAUAGCCCAGGCGGCUCCCCGGCGGAGGGGCCGGAAGCGGAAGAGCGACCUCCCGCCGCCCCACGAGCUGCUGGCCUCGCCCAACUUCAAGCUGUUCCUGUACGCGUGCAAGAUGUGUCCCUUCAAGUGUAACUCCAUCAAGGAAAUGUCAGAGCAUAAGGCGGCGAUCCACGGCGCGGCGCGGGCGCGGGGCGGGGGGCGCGGCGCCGCCGUCACGCUGCAGUGCGCGCGCUGUCCGCUGCUGGCCGACACGCACACGCAGCUCGCGAAGCACGUGCAGGAAGCGCACUGCACGACCGCCCCGGAGACGAUACGCUUGAACACUGAAGAGGUGGAGGCGGCCGACGUGCUGGUGUGCGGUGCGUGCGGGUUCGAGUCCAGCUCGAGACACGACUUCAGGCGGCACAUCGAGGACGAGCACGGAGUCAACACGUGCUGAUAGAGACGCGCGCCGGGAGCCCGCGAACCGCUGCACGACGCCGCGAGGACAACUAACAUGUAACCCUGCCUCCGAUGACCCUAUUAUCCAUUAUAUGGGUGGACGAGCUCACAGCCCACCUGGUGUUAAGUGUUUACCGGAGCACAUAGACAUCUACGACAU
Molecule: messenger RNA, 1304 nt
Organism: Bombyx mandarina (wild silkworm)
Lineage: Eukaryota; Metazoa; Arthropoda; Insecta; Lepidoptera; Bombycidae
Source: RefSeq, a predicted model, not a curated record